Egretta garzetta (little egret) is the source of this 1039-nucleotide messenger RNA. Its product is annotated as protein lifeguard 3-like. Gene Ontology annotation, cellular component: membrane; Golgi apparatus; endoplasmic reticulum. The record is from RefSeq and is a predicted model, not a curated record. The coding region runs from base 36 to 518 and encodes 160 amino acids. Lineage: Eukaryota; Metazoa; Chordata; Aves; Pelecaniformes; Ardeidae. Gene Ontology annotation, biological process: negative regulation of apoptotic signaling pathway. The transcript is spliced from 4 exons.
GGGCCCACCCUUCUUCUCUCCCGUAGACGCUGGCCAUGGGGCUGAUGACAGGGACGAUCGCCAGCAUGUACAGGACCAAUGCUGUUCUGAUCGCCAUGCUCAUCACCGCCAUCGUGGCCAUCAUUGUCACCAUCUUCUGCUUCCAGACCAAGGUUGAUUUUACAUCGUGUCCAGGGCUCUUCUGCGUGCUAGGCAUUGUGGUCAUGGUGACCGGGAUCGUCACCGCCAUUGUCCUCUCCUUCAAAUAUGUGAGUGGGGGGGACAAGAGGGGCUGUGGGGUGCCACAGGUGUCCCCAGGGCUGGUAGGGGCCAGGGGGGGUUUGGGUGGGAGCAGGGUGUGGUGCCAGCCAUGGCAGAAGCAGCUUGCCUGCAGGGAAGAGGCCUACGACACCCAACUCGUGCUUGGGAACAGAAAGAACACACUGAGCCCCGAGGAGUAUGUCUAUGGCGCCCUCACCAUCUAUACUGACAUUGUCUACAUCUUCACCUUCAUCCUGCAGAUUGUGGGCCGGGAUUAGCCCCGGGACCCCUCCUGUCCACCCCCCUCCUGCCCCCUCUUCUGCCCCUCACCUCCUCCUCUAGCCUCCGUACAGGAUAUGGCCACUUACCGUGACUCCUAACGCUUCAGCGUCCCUACCCGUAGGCUGCUAAGGAAAGGGCUUCCCUUGAUCACCCCUCCCACAAGCCUUCAAGGGUGGGGGGGGGAACCGGCCGCCGGUGUUUGGGUAGUGCCCAGCCUCAGCAUCUCUUGCCGAGGCUGUGCUGGUGUUGCCGAGCUGGCAGUGGAGCGCCACAGUACUGCCUGGGUGUGGGGAUCGUGUUGGGAUUACUUUGGCAGAGCCUGGUCGGUGUCAUUCACUCGGUGCCUUAAACGCGGCUCUGGCCGUGCCCCCCUUCCCGAGCUGUGGCAGUGCCUGGUGCAGGCGGGGGGCAGCUGGGACCCCUGUGGCAGGACUCGUGGCAGAGCUCACGUCGCAGAGGCCCCGCAGCCAUGGACGUGGGUAAAGUUGCACUUGCUAAAUAAAACACUUUAAUUUUC